Messenger RNA from Monodelphis domestica (gray short-tailed opossum), 1355 nucleotides. It is a transcript of the gene BST2, whose product is annotated as bone marrow stromal cell antigen 2. Gene Ontology annotation, biological process: defense response to virus; innate immune response. Lineage: Eukaryota; Metazoa; Chordata; Mammalia; Didelphimorphia; Didelphidae. Gene Ontology annotation, molecular function: metalloendopeptidase inhibitor activity. Gene Ontology annotation, cellular component: cell surface; Golgi apparatus. The record is from RefSeq and is a predicted model, not a curated record.
UAACCUUGAUUUCAGGAAACUGAAAGAGACAAAAUGCUCCGUUUCUUUUUUAGGGCUCUCUCCUUUCAGUUGGGGAUUCAUUUGGAUCCUCCCCCUGCCCCCAAUUCCCUCCCCAUAAAGGACCUCAUUCUAUAGAUUAUUGGGGAAAUCUCUAAUUGCCUCUCUAGGAAGUAGCAAAGAAGUGGGACAGAACUACGCGCUUUCACAUCCUACCCCCCAAAAAAAAAAUUCUCUCUCUUAUAGGGGUACAGGGAGUCCCUCCCAGGCCAUUCCCAGCUGGGGACAGCCGGUUCUUCUUGUGCUUUGAAUCCUGGCACCCCUGCAACCCCAAACACCAGCCUCAGCCAAUAAAUGGAUUGGGAAUUCUCCCCCCAGAAAAAAAAAAGAAAGAAAGAAAGAAAGAAAACACCAGGGUGGAACCCAGGACCAAGAAUUUUUCUCCCUCCCAGGCAGGAAGAGGAGCCAGCCGUAUGCUAAUUAGCCUGGUUCAGAGUAAAUCUGAAACUAGUGCUGGUGAGCUCGACAGUCACACGUAGAAGCACAUCGACGAUGGAAAGCUGCAAAUGUCCCUCCAAAAGUUGUUUAAUGAUAUGCUUUCUAUCUUUUGCAACAAUAAUACUGUUAGUCUGUGCGGUGGUCUACGUCCUACGCGCCAACUCAGAAGGCUGUGUAAAGGGCUUGGAACUCCAGUACCAGUAUCGGAACGAGACCCGACUACUCCAGGAGCAGCUGAGGCAAAGCCAGGAAAACUCCCUGGAGCUGGAGGCCCGAUGGCAGAGUUGCAGCAUUGACUUGGGAAACCUGAGUGAGACUAUGAAAGAAGUGACAUCCCAGAGAAACUACCUGAAAGAAGAGAACCUGGAUUUGACUGAUAAACUUAAGAAGACCGAAGCAGCCCUGCAGAGGGAGAGAUUAAAAAAUAAAACAGAAGAGAACAGUUCUGCAUACACUGGCCCUCAGACCUACUCUUCACUCCUGGGUCUCUGUUUGGUCAUUGCCUUGCUUCCCUGAGCAGACUGAGCAAGGCAUUUCCUGCACUCUUGGAGACUCCUAAACACUGGAUCCUUGUGGAUAAUAAGUGAGUCUGAGAAGAGGAAGGAAUUCUGUAUGGGGUUGGGAGCCCCAAGUCUGGGGUGUUUGCCUUGAUCACCUGAUUCUGAAGUCUCAGUGUGUGGAAUUCUAGGAUGAGAAUGGAGAACACUCUGAAGGAGGAAAAGAAGAAGGGCUGGACCCUUAGGGAGGAUGGGGGAGAGUCCCUAAAAUGAAGCAGGCACUGGGAACAGAAUGCUUUGGUAUAAGUAGGCAAGAGGAUGGAUUAGGGGUUGGAAUCUUUCAAAUAAAAGAAGAUGAUGAGA